Molecule: messenger RNA, 707 nt
Organism: Amphiprion ocellaris (clown anemonefish)
Lineage: Eukaryota; Metazoa; Chordata; Actinopteri; Pomacentridae
Product: peroxisomal coenzyme A diphosphatase NUDT7-like
Exons: 3
Coding region: 1-552 (183 amino acids)
Biological process (GO): coenzyme A catabolic process
Molecular function (GO): acetyl-CoA hydrolase activity; coenzyme A diphosphatase activity
Source: RefSeq, a predicted model, not a curated record
AUGUUCGAUGUAGAGCAAGCUCCGUGUCCACACCAUGAGCUGAGGACCAGUGCUGGUGAGGUGUGUUUCCCAGGAGGGAAGAGAGAACCCAGUGACCAAGAUGAUGUGGAUACAGCUCUGAGAGAGGCACAGGAGGAGAUCGGUCUACCACCUGAUGAUGUUCAGGUGGUCUGUACACUGUUCCCAAUCAUCAACAAGAGUGGUCUGUUGGUGACCCCAGUCGUGGGCUUCAUAGAGGAGUCAUUUUGUCCCAAUCCAAACCCCGCUGAGGUCAGUGCCGUGUUCACCGUCCCACUGGACUUCUUCACCAGCCAGAAGGACCACUAUGCUGCCCACGGUGCUGCCGGAUUGGUCGGGCCACUGCACUCGUUUCACUUUGUGGACCCUGAUUCAAGAGGCCAGUAUCACAUAUGGGGGCUGACCGCCAUGUUGGCCAUACUAGUUGCUGCACUUGCUCUCAGGAAAAAACCCGAGUUUGAUGUUGGUUUUGACUCCGAGGAUCCGCUCUCCUUCUUCCAGCAGAUUCUACAUAGAAGACUUAAUAAACUAUGACCAGCUGUUGUCUUUAUUUUAAAUGCAUUUGUGCCACAACAAAGUACCUGUACAGUUACGUAUGUUAACUGUAUUAAUUUACUGUAUUAAUUCUGCAGAUAACGGUGCAGUAUUUGUUAGAAAAGAUUAAUAUAAAGUUGAUUCAUACACUUUUA